This is a messenger RNA of Hansenula ciferrii, 1188 nucleotides long. RefSeq names its product End3p (gene END3). The coding region runs from base 1 to 1188 and encodes 395 amino acids. NCBI's taxonomy places the organism in Eukaryota, Fungi, Ascomycota, Saccharomycetes, Phaffomycetales, Wickerhamomycetaceae. The transcript has a single exon. Gene Ontology annotation, molecular function: protein binding; calcium ion binding. Gene Ontology annotation, cellular component: actin cortical patch; cytoplasm; nucleus. Gene Ontology annotation, biological process: actin filament organization; endosomal transport; actin cortical patch assembly. The record is from RefSeq and is a predicted model, not a curated record.
AUGGCACCAAAACUAGAAGAAUGGGAAAUCAAAAAAUAUUGGGAAAUCUUUAGUGGAUUGAAACCAAUUGAUAAUAAAUUAAAUGGUGAACAAGUUAGUGUUGUUUUAAAAAAUUCUAAAUUAGGUGAUUCAAAUUUAUCUAAAAUCUGGGAUUUAUCAGAUAUUGAUGCAGAUGGAUCUUUAGAUUUUGAAGAAUUUUGUAUAUGUAUGAGAUUGAUUUUUGAUUUGGUUAAUGGUACCAUCUCAUCAUUACCUUCACAAUUACCAGAUUGGUUAGUUCCUUCAAGUAAAGCGCAUUUAAUUCAAGCAAAUAGAGCUUUAUCAGGUCAAGAUCAUCAAACUCUUAGAUAUUCAGACAGUGAAGAUGAUGAUUCUAGCUUAAGUGAUCAAUUUGAUUGGUAUAUUUCACCAAAUGAUAAAUCUAAAUAUGAAGAAAUUUAUUCAAGUGCAAGUGAUAGAUUUGGAAGAAUCACGUAUGAUUCACUAAAUGGUCUUUAUAGUACAUUACCAAAUGUUCCAGCUACUGAUAUAAGUUCUGCUUGGAAUUUAGUCAAUCCUAGAUCAUCAGAAACUAUAGAUAAAGAUCAAACAUUAAUAUUUUUACACAUGUUGAAUCAAAGAUCAACUGGGAAAAGAAUACCAAGAUCUGUACCAAGUUCAUUAAGAGCUACUUUUUCAAAAGAAACACCUGAAUACUCAAUUGAAUCUCAUCAAGCAUCAAUUCAAAAAAGUGGUAACUCAAAACAUUCAUUUGCUGAUAAUUAUUUAGAAAGAAUUGGUGGGUCUGGUUUAUCCAAAAAUACAAAAGGUACUGAUUUUUCAUCAACUGAAGGUACUGAUUGGGAAGAAGUGAGAUUAAAAAGAGAAUUAGCAGAUUUGGAAGAACAAGUUCGUCAAAGAGAAUUGGAAACAGAUUCUAAACAAAAUGAAAGAAUUAAUGUAUUGAAUGGUAAUGGAUCAACAACAAAUAAAACUUUACAAACUAGAAAAGAAUUGGAACAAUUAUUAGAAUAUAAACAAAAACAAUUGAUACAAGAAUCUAAAUCUAAUGCUGAUUUAUCAGAAGUUUCUAAUGAUAUAGAUACAGUGGAAAGUCAAGUUCAAGUUUUAGAACAAUAUUUACAACAAAAGAAGAAUGAAUAUAAUGAAUUACAACAACAAAUUGCUCAAGCGAAAUCAUCAGCUUGA